Saprolegnia diclina VS20 is the source of this 234-nucleotide messenger RNA. RefSeq lists its product as hypothetical. The record is from RefSeq and is a predicted model, not a curated record. The coding region runs from base 1 to 234 and encodes 77 amino acids. The transcript is spliced from 2 exons. NCBI's taxonomy places the organism in Eukaryota, Oomycota, Saprolegniomycetes, Saprolegniales, Saprolegniaceae.
AUGGCGUCGAGCGUGAUUUUGCUCCUCAACAUGCUUGUCCAUGUCCUCUCGAUCAACAAUGCCACCAGCUCCAAUAAACUUGCAAUGAAGCUCAACAGUCCCGACGACGCGGACACCUUUGACGGUGGCAGCUCGACGGGUGUCUUGAUCUCGGAUGCGGUUGUCUACAGCCCAGUGGACUGCCUCACGGUUGCGUUUUUACCAGUCUACUGCCUUGGAACCAGUUCGUUCUAG